Molecule: messenger RNA, 1427 nt
Organism: Dromiciops gliroides (monito del monte)
Lineage: Eukaryota; Metazoa; Chordata; Mammalia; Microbiotheria; Microbiotheriidae
Gene: MAB21L4
Product: mab-21 like 4
Exons: 5
Coding region: 1-1329 (442 amino acids)
Source: RefSeq, a predicted model, not a curated record
AUGGCGGUGAAGAUCUCCCUGUGGCAUCAUUGUCUCCAAGCCAUUCGGUCCCGGGAGACCCCCAAGAUCCAGGACUACCAGAGGGCUGAGAAUGUCCUGCUCACUGUCCUGGAGAGGGUACAGGAGCUGGACUCCCGGUUCCAGGUGGAUUACUCCAGGGACCUGGAGGCCUUUCACUUUGCCCUGCGAACCUCCGAGGAUGACCUGACCAUGGAGGUGCCCUUCUGGGUGGAUUCCGAUGCCCUUUUGGUUCGAGAAGCAACAGAUGGUCACCCUGAGGGAAGAAGGCUCCAGGAAAACUCUCCCAGCCCAGCUGUCUACACUCUGGGGGUGCCUCGGGAUGCAGCUGGCUUAGAGAGAUGGACGACUGAAGACGUCUUCAGCCCAUCUGAGAGCACCGAAUGCCAAGGCUACAUCCUGCCCAGCAAAGUCCUCGGACGGCUGAAGGACCUUCUUGUUGCUGCCAUCGUCCACUGCAAACACCACUGUCUCAUCAUGCCAGGUUCCCUGAAUGCAGGGAAUUUAAAGGAAGAAGAUCUCCACAUGUCCCUGCUGGUGUCCAGUGGCUGGAGAAUGAUUCGUUUCAACAUCAUUCCUGUGGUGAAGAAGAACCACAAGAUUCUUCACAUUCAAAGGAAGCCCCUGGCCCAAGGGUUCCCGGAUGGCAGCUUGGAGAAAGUUCAGCGCCAAGGAGCUGAUCUUAUACCCUCAAGUUCCCAUCACUGGCGGAUCUCCACCGACAACCUCAUUACCAAACUCCUCGGCAUCGUGGGUUCCCUCCAAGGCUACCGUUUAGACAGUCUCUCCAUCUUGGAUAGGGUCAACAAUGAGAACUGGAGAGAGGGGGGCAAGAAGGCCGGCCUUACCUUUGACCAGCUGAAGAUGGUGCUACUAUGGGCCACUGAACUCUUCCCUUCCACAGAGGACUGGAGGGACCUAGAGGGUUCUGUGUACCGACUCCUGGUGAUCCUGCUCUGCUGCCUGGCCACCAAAAAUCUUCCCCACUUCCUCUUCCCCCAGUACAACCUCCUCCAAGGUCAAGGUCUUGACCUGAACUCUGUGUACCAACAAGUUGAAAAAUUUGCCAUCCAGCCAGAACAGUUCCUUAAGAUCCAUGUGACUCAUCUGUUCCCCAGCCACCCAAGGAUAGACAAUGGCAUCAAGGCAUUCCUGCAGCUGCCCGCCAACAACCAAAGCUACUGGGAUACUGCCUAUUUUGAUGUCCUCCUGGAUAAGUUCCAGGUCUACAACAUUCAAGAUAAAGAUCGGAUUUCAGCAAUGCAAAACAUCUUCUUGAAGACCAAGAAAUUAGAGAAUUCAGCAAGCUGAGCAGCUCUGCUUUUUGAUCCCUGAGCUUAUAGACUUUUGGGGAUUUUCUCAUGGGGUCACUAGGCCUCUUUGUGGACCUCCCUCCACUGAGUGCUCUC